CUGGGUCAUCAUUUGGGGCUCUGGCAGGGUGUGGGGGGAACGGCCCCCUGCCCUCUGUGGCAUGUCUGUCGACCUGCACCUGGGGGGCUGGAGGAGGGUGGGCAGCCUGGACUAGUACCUCUGACUCAUCCUGGCUGUCCCCCCCAGGCCGGUCCCCGGGAACAGCUGCCCGCCAUGCGCACUGUCUGCCUCCUCCCACUGCUCCUCCUCGCCCUGGGGGGCUCCCUGGGCAGCCGCAGGCCCUUCCCCACCUUCUCGGUAACAGACACCACACUCACCCACCUGGCCGUGCACCGGGUGACCGGGGAGGUGUUUGUGGGUGCAGUGAACCGCAUCUUCAAGCUGGCCCCCAACCUGACCGAGCUGCGGGCCCACGUCACGGGGCCCGUCCAGGACAACGCCCGGUGCUACCCACCCCCCAGCAUGCGCGUGUGCGCCCACCACCUGGCGCCCGUGGACAACGUGAACAAGCUGCUGCUCAUCGACUACGCGGCCCGCCGCCUGGUGGCCUGUGGCAGCAUCUGGCAGGGCAUCUGCCAGUUCCUGCGCCUCGACGACCUCUUCAAGCUGGGCGAGCCCCACCACCGCAAGGAGCACUACCUGUCGGGGGCCCAGGAGCCCGACUCCAUGGCCGGCGUGAUCGUGGAGCAGGGCCAGGGGCCCAGCAAGCUGUUUGUGGGCACUGCCGUGGACGGCAAGUCCGAGUACUUCCCCACCCUGAGCUCCCGCAAGCUCGUCGGGGAUGAGGACGGCGCCGACAUGUUCAGCCUGGUGUACCAGGAUGAGUUCGUCUCCUCGCAGAUCAAGAUCCCCUCGGACACGCUGUCCUUGUACCCCGCCUUCGACAUCUACUAUGUCUACAGCUUUGUGAGCGCCUCCUUCGUCUACUUCCUGACGCUGCAGCUGGACACGCAGCAGACCCUGCUGGACACGGCGGGCGAGAAGUUCUUCACGUCCAAGAUCGUGCGCAUGUGCGCCAGGGACUCGGAGUUCUACUCGUACGUGGAGUUCCCCAUCGGCUGCUCCUGGCGCGGCGUGGAGUACCGCCUGGUGCAGAGCGCCCACCUGGCCAAGCCUGGCCUGCUGCUGGCCCAGGCCCUGGGCGUGCCGGCCGACGAGGACGUGCUCUUCACCGUCUUCUCUCAGGGCCAGAAGAACCGCGCCAGCCCGCCUCGGCAGACCAUCCUCUGCCUCUUCACGCUCAGAGACAUCAACGCCCACAUCCGCCGGCGCAUCCAGUCGUGCUACCGCGGGGAGGGCACCCUGGCCCUGCCCUGGCUGCUCAACAAGGAGCUGCCCUGCAUCAACACCCCCAUGCAGAUCAACGGGAACUUCUGCGGGCUACUGUUGAACCAGCCUCUGGGUGGCCUGCGCGUGAUCGAGGGGCUGCCCCUGCUGGCCGACAGCGGCGAGGGCAUGGCCAGUGUGGCCGCCUACACAUACCGGCAGCACUCCGUGGUGUUCGUCGGCACACGCAGCGGCAGUCUGAAGAAGGUGCGGGUGGACGACUCCCAGGAGGCCCGUCUGUAUGAGACGGUGCCGGUGGUGGAUGGCCCUGUGCUCCGAGACUUGCUCUUCAGCCCUGACCACCAGCACAUCUACCUCCUGAGUGAGAAACAGGUGAGCCAGCUCCCGGUGGAGACCUGUGAGCAGUACCUGAGCUGUGAAGCAUGCUUGGGCUCUGGGGACCCGCACUGUGGCUGGUGCGUGCUGCAGCACAGGUGCUGCCGGGAGGGGGCCUGUCCUGGCGCCUCUGCUCCGCGCGCCUUUGCCGAGGAGCUGGGCAAGUGUGUCCAGGUGCGAGUGCGGCCCAACAACGUGUCCGUGACGUCGCCUGGGGUGCAGCUGACCGUAGCCAUGCGCAACGUGCCCGACCUCGGCGCGGGUGUCAGCUGUGCCUUUGAGGAGGCGACGGAGAGCCAGGCCGUCCUGCUGCCCUCCGGGGAGCUGCGCUGCCUCUCGCCCUCUCCACAGGAGCUCCGGGCUCUCACCAGGGGGCACGGGGCCGUGCGCACCGUGCGCCUCCAGCUGUUCUCCAGGGAGUCGGGCGUCAGCUUUGCCGAGGCCGACUUUGUCCUCUACAACUGCAGCGUCUGGCAGUCGUGCGUGUCCUGCGUUGGCAGCCCAUACCCCUGCCACUGGUGUAAGUACCGCCACGUGUGCACCAGUCACCCCCACGAGUGCUCCUUCCAGGAGGGCAGGGUCCGCAGCCCCGAGGGCUGCCCUGAGAUCCUGCCCAGCGGGGACCUCCUCAUCCCUGUCGGGGUCAUGCAGCCGGUCACCCUGCGGGCCAAGAAUUUGCCGCAGCCGCAGUCAGGCCAGAAGAACUACGAGUGCGUGGUCCGCGUGCAGGGCCGGCAGCAGCGCGUGCCCGCCGUGCGCUUCAACAGCAGCAGCGUGCAGUGUCAGAACGCCUCGUACUCCUACGAUGGCGACGAGCACGGGGACGCCGAACUGGACUUCUCUGUGGUCUGGGAUGGACACUUCGCCAUCGACAAGCCUCCCACCUUCCGAGCCCUCUUGUACAAGUGCUGGGCACAGCGGCCCAGCUGUGGCCUCUGCCUUAAAGCUGACCCCCGCUUCAACUGCGGCUGGUGCAUCUCGGAGCACAAGUGCCAACUACGGGCCCACUGCCCAGUUCCCAAAACCAACUGGAUGCACCCGAGCCAGAAGGGCGCGCGCUGCAGCCACCCCCGCAUCGCCCAGAUACACCCACUCGUGGGGCCCAAGGAAGGAGGCACCCGGGUCACCAUCAUGGGCGAGAACCUGGGCCUGUCUUCGCGAGAGGUGGGGCUGCGGGUGGCUGGCGUGCGCUGCAACCCCGUUCCCGCUGAGUACGUGAGCGCUGAGAGGGUUGUGUGUGAGAUGGAGGGGUCACUCGUGCCCAGCCCGCCCCCCGGGCCCGUGGAGCUGUGCGUGGGGGACUGUUCUGCUGACUUCCGCACUCAGUCAGAGCAGCUGUUCAGCUUUGUGACCCCAACCUUCGACCACGUGAGUCCCAGUCGGGGCCCAGCUGCAGGCGGCACGCGGCUCACCAUCUCGGGCAGUGCUCUGGACGCGGGCAGCAGGGUCACUGUGACCGUGAGGGAUGGCGAGUGCCAGUUUGUGAGGAGGGACGCCCAGGCGAUCGUGUGCAUCUCGCCCGUCUCCACCCUGGGCCCCAGCCAGGCCCCCAUCACCCUGGCCAUUGACCGGGCCAACAUUUCGAGUCCUGGGGUGCUCUACACCUACACCCAGGACCCCACCGUCACCCGCCUGGAGCCUGCCUGGAGCAUCAUCAAUGGGAGCACCGCCAUCACCGUGAGCGGGACGCACCUGCUGACGGUUCAGGAGCCCCGGGUCCGGGCCAAGUACCGAGGCAUCGAGACCACCAACACGUGCCAGGUGAUCAAUGACACCGCCAUGCUGUGCAAGGCUCCUGGCAUCUUCCCGGGGCGGCCCCAGCCACGGGCCCAGGGCGAGCACCCCGACGAGUUUGGCUUCCUGCUUGACCACGUCCAGACGGCACGUUCCCUGAACCGCUCCUCCUUCACCUACUACCCCGACCCCAGCUUUGAGCCGCUCGGGCCUGCAGGCGUCCUGGAUGUCAAGCCUGGCUCUCACGUGGUGCUGAAGGGCAAGAACCUGAUCCCCGCCGCCCCCGGCAGCUCCCGCCUCAACUACACGGUGUUGAUCGGGGGCCAGCCGUGUGCGCUCACCGUCUCUGACACACAGCUCCUGUGCAACUCGCCCAGCCAGACGGGCCGGCAACCUGUCACGGUGCUGGUGGGCGGCCUGGAGUUCUGGCUGGGCACCCUGCACAUCACGGCGGAGCGGGCCCUGACGCUGCCGGCCCUGGCGGGGCUGGCGGCGGGGGGCGGGCUCCUGCUGCUGGCCAUCACCGCCGUGCUGGUGGCGUACAAGCGGAAGACGCAGGACGCGGACCGCACGCUCAGGCGGCUCCAGCUGCAGAUGGACAACCUGGAGUCCCGGGUGGCUCUGGAGUGCAAGGAAGCCUUUGCUGAGCUGCAGACGGACAUCAACGAGUUAACCAACCACAUGGCCGGGGUGCAGACCCCCUUCCUGGACUACCGGACCUACGCCGUGCGCGUGCUCUUCCCAGGCAUCGAGGCCCAUCCGGUGCUCAAGGAGCUGGACACACCCCCCAACGUCGAGAAGGCCCUGCGCCUCUUCGGGCAGCUGCUGCACAGCCGAGCCUUCGUCCUCACCUUCAUCCACACGCUGGAGGCCCAGAGCAGCUUCUCCAUGCGCGACCGCGGCACCGUGGCCUCGCUCACCAUGGUGGCCCUGCAGAGUCGCCUCGACUACGCCACGGGGCUGCUCAAGCAGCUGCUGGCCGACCUCAUCGAGAAGAACCUGGAGAGCAAAAACCACCCGAAGCUGCUGCUCCGCAGGACCGAGUCGGUGGCUGAGAAGAUGCUCACCAACUGGUUCACGUUCCUGCUUCAUAAGUUCCUGAAGGAGUGCGCCGGGGAGCCGCUCUUCCUGCUCUACUGCGCCAUCAAGCAGCAGAUGGAGAAGGGCCCCAUCGACGCCAUCACUGGCGAGGCGCGCUACUCGCUGAGCGAGGACAAGCUCAUCCGCCAGCAGAUCGACUACAAGACGCUGACCCUGCACUGUGUGUGCCCGGAGAGCGAGGGCAGCGCUCAGGUCCCGGUGAAGGUUCUCAACUGCGACAGCAUCACCCAGGCCAAAGACAAGCUGCUCGAUGCUGUAUACAAGGGUGUCCCGUACUCUCAGCGCCCCAAAGCUGAGGACAUGGACUUGGAGUGGCGCCAGGGCCGCACGGCCCGCAUCGUCCUGCAGGACGAGGACGUCACCACCAAGAUCGAGUGCGACUGGAAGAGGGUCAACUCGCUGGCUCACUACCAGGUGACAGAUGGCUCCUUGGUGGCACUGGUGCCCAAGCAGGUGUCUGCCUACAACAUGGCCAACUCUUUCACCUUCACCCGCUCCCUCAGCCGCUACGAGAGCUUGCUGCGCACGGCCAGCAGCCCUGACAGCCUCCGCUCUCGAGCCCCGAUGAUCACGCCCGACCAGGAGACAGGCACCAAGGUGUGGCAUCUGGUGAAGAACCACGACCACGCUGACCACCGCGAAGGGGACCGCGGCAGCAAGAUGGUGUCCGAAAUCUACCUGACGCGCUUGCUGGCCACCAAGGGCACGCUGCAGAAGUUCGUGGACGACCUGUUUGAAACCGUGUUCAGCACAGCGCACCGCGGCAGCGCCCUGCCGCUGGCCAUCAAGUACAUGUUCGACUUCCUGGAUGAGCAGGCCGACCGGCGCCAGAUCAGCGACCCCGAUGUGCGCCACACCUGGAAGAGCAACUGCCUGCCCCUGCGCUUCUGGGUGAACGUGAUCAAGAACCCGCAGUUCGUGUUCGACAUCCACAAGAGCAGCAUCACGGACGCCUGCCUGUCGGUGGUGGCCCAGACCUUCAUGGACUCCUGCUCCACGUCCGAGCACCGGCUGGGCAAGGACUCGCCCUCCAACAAGCUGCUCUACGCCAAGGACAUCCCCAGCUACAAGAGCUGGGUGGAGAGGUACUACCGAGACAUCGCCAAGAUGGCGUCCAUCAGCGACCAGGACAUGGAUGCCUACCUGGUGGAGCAGUCCCGCCUCCACGCCAAUGACUUCAACGUCCUGAGUGCACUCAGUGAGCUCUACUUCUAUGUCACGAAGUACCGCCAGGAGGUUCUCAGUGCUCUGGACCUAGACGCCUCUUGCCGGAAGCAUAAGUUGCGCCAGAAGCUGGAACAGAUCAUUGGCCUCGUGUCCAGCAACAGCUAAGGGGGGUGCAGUGGGCGAGGAGGGGGCUUCUCAGGCCUGAGCCGUGUGCGCAUGCUGGAGCUCGGGGGUGGUCCCCGGAUCGGGUGGCACGGGGCCCCUUCGUGAGUGCCUUGCUUUGGGCCCUGCUGGGGAGGGGUGACAGGACCAAGCCCCCUGGCCCCACAGCAGCAAUACCCCCAGCCUCCUGUCCUGCUGCCCAGGUGACGUGCGUGGCCUGCCCCUGCCAACGCGUCCUGGCCACCUAUUUAUUGAACUGUGCCCCUCCCUCAGUGCCCACCCCCCAGGGGCUGCCCACCCCUCACUCUCCUCUUCUGGACAGUGUCACUCCAGCCUGGCCACACACCUCCUCGCGUCAUGGCCGGCUGCAGCUGGCCCUGAGAGGGCCUCGAUGUUAGCUGCACUUGGAGUGGCUGAGGCCCCUGCAGCCCAGCAGAUAUGGCUGUGACGGGGUCCCCGCGGACCUGGCCCGCAGCACUCCCAGCGCCUCCAGAGUUGGGCUCUGCUCAAGGACUGUGCACUCUCUGGGCACCUGGAGAGCUGUGGCCAGGCCUGUAUCGGCCCUGUCCUGCGCCUGGGGGCUCCAGAAUGCUCUUUCGCACAGCCCCACUGCCAGGCGUCCUCAGUGUUGUCUGUGCUCGCCAGAGCCGGGACCCCGCGCUCAGCCGCCCUCCCGCGCCGACGCCAGGGCCGAGGCGGCAGUGCCUUACUCCUCCCUUCGUCUGUCUCCUCGGAUGAGUCCGGCUCUGGCUCCUGGCCCCGGAAGCCCCCUUCUCUCCUCUUUGGUUGCAUGAGUUUUUCUUUCUUCAUGUGAACUUUUUUC
Condylura cristata (star-nosed mole) is the source of this 6610-nucleotide messenger RNA. RefSeq names its product plexin-A3. Gene Ontology annotation, cellular component: semaphorin receptor complex. The transcript is spliced from 32 exons. Bases 175 to 5790 code for a protein of 1871 amino acids. Gene Ontology annotation, biological process: negative regulation of cell adhesion; regulation of cell migration; semaphorin-plexin signaling pathway involved in axon guidance. Gene Ontology annotation, molecular function: protein binding; semaphorin receptor activity. Lineage: Eukaryota; Metazoa; Chordata; Mammalia; Eulipotyphla; Talpidae. The record is from RefSeq and is a predicted model, not a curated record.